Molecule: messenger RNA, 1651 nt
Organism: Trichoderma asperellum CBS 433.97
Lineage: Eukaryota; Fungi; Ascomycota; Sordariomycetes; Hypocreales; Hypocreaceae
Molecular function (GO): protein binding
Source: RefSeq, a predicted model, not a curated record
GGUUGUUGUGCCUCGUAAUGUUGGAAAGUACCAUCAGCUUUCAAUUCAUCACCGGCAUCUCAUGCUACGCCUACAAUCCAAUAUUACCAUUAACCUAUAAUCAUCAAAAUUAUUUUUAUCGUUAAAAAAAGAUGGCAAUUGACAACAUGGAAAGACAUGGCCAACGCAGUGACGAUUACCCCAGUGGACAUGGCCGUCUAGUUCAAGCAGAAAACACUGCAGACUUUUUCAACUCUAUUGCCCUUGGACAAGAAGGCGUGGUCAGAGACUUUAUUGAACAAGAUUCUGAGAUUUCGAAUACGCCCAAUGAGCAUGGCGAAACGCCUCUCAUAGCUGCUGUCCGUGCUGAUAAGCCGGUAAUUGUCAGAGAUCUCUUAUGGAACGGAGCAAAAGUAGACGCCUUGGGAUGCUACUGUCAAGAAGGCCAAAAUACUCGAGCCUGGCGAACGCCCCUCCAAGUCGCAGCUGCAGAGGGCAAACUUCACAUGAUUCGCAUACUGCGUGAGAACCGAGCCGACGUCUUUUUCGCUGCUCCAGGCGGCGUCAAUGCUCUUCAACUGGCUACCAGCAAUGGCCAUGAAAGCGUAGUGGAUCAUAUCCAACGUGCAUACGUCAGCAUUCGCGGCCAUCUAGUUACCCCAGAUGGCGUAACAUCAGAUGGCUUAACAGACGCAGCGGAGAUUUAUCCAACGGAUAGUCAAAGAUCAGCUGAAGGUGGCCAGGCUCAGCAUACCCGGCUACUCAAUGAAAAGAGGUUUGGGUGUAUCACUUGGGGUAUCCCAAAAACGAUUCUUCAUAAAGCUUCAAAAACUAUCGUCUCUACACUCUCCAAUGUUCUUGAGGAUAGACCGAAAAAGACUCAGUUAUGUCGCAAAAAUGUAGAAUUGUGGUGCCAAGAGAAUUUUCAAGUGUUGCCUGCUUGCGUCAAGAGAGGAAUAGAUCUCGUUGAUCGCGGAGUUAAAGAGGCAGCUGGACUUGUUACAAAGACACCUGAAAGGACUUGGCAGCUCAUGAAGCGCAUACCCAAUGCUAUGUGGACAAUUAUGCUGUAUAUUGGGAUGGUACUUCGUAAGCUUGGAAAAAUAGCUCCUCGUCUUUUGAAACAGAUGACAGCCAUUGUCCAAACCAUCGCCAAGGCCGUAGCAAACAUUUUUCAGGCUGCUAGACUCCGUGGCAUUAAGAAUUGCUUUAGCUCCAUGCUUGAAACCGUUUUAACAGAAGUUACAAAAAGCCUCUCAUGGCUUGUCACCGGACUGAAACAGACAACCCGUGCGAUAUUGCAAGCUGUAACGGGGUCAUUGAAAAAGGUCGUUAUAAUAUUUGCCGCUUUGACACUUGGGAUUUGCAUUCUGUUUUCCAACAGAACUUGGGGUCUGCUGCAGGCAUCUGGAAAACAGGCAAAGAAAGGGAUACAGGAUAUACUAGAGUCGAUGGGUCCAAAAACAAUGUAACAUGCCAUAGAGGAGGAUUGAAUAGCUGGCUCAAGUUGAAUUCGGGGACUUGCUUUCGAUGAUGCGUUUUAGCGUUUGGUAUUUUUUAGCUCAAGCAGUGAUAAUUUAGCAUGAUAGAGUUUGUAUUUUUGAAUUUAUGAUCAAGCUUUAGAGUAACUCAGAAUGGUAAAUCUGGUGACCAUCCGAAGGCUUCUAAUGAG